Molecule: messenger RNA, 1263 nt
Organism: Alternaria atra
Lineage: Eukaryota; Fungi; Ascomycota; Dothideomycetes; Pleosporales; Pleosporaceae
Exons: 2
Coding region: 1-1263 (420 amino acids)
Biological process (GO): carbohydrate metabolic process
Molecular function (GO): hydrolase activity, hydrolyzing O-glycosyl compounds
Source: RefSeq, a predicted model, not a curated record
AUGGCACCUUACGCUCUCAUUGCUGCUACCCUUUUGGGCCUAGCCACUGCCCAAACACCAGGAAGCACACCAGAAGUUCACCCCAAGCUCACCACGUGGAAGUGCACCAAGGCAGGCGGAUGCAAAUCGCAGAACACCGCUCUUGUCACCGACUCAGCUGCUCAUUGGAUCCACCAGGCGGGCAACUCAACACUAGGUUGUGGAAGCUGGGGCAGUGGGCCUGACCCGACGGCCUGCCCUGACGAGGAAUCAUGCGCCAAGAACUGCAUCAUGGAAGGCAUCCAGGAUUACUCAACGAUGGGUGUCUACACCAAUGGAGGAGAAGUCCGUAUGGACAUGUACAACCCCAGUGGUGGAGUCGCGAGCCCUAGGCUGUACAUUCUAGCCGAGGAUGAGGAGAACUACGAGAUGUUGCAGUUGACCGGUAACGAGUUGGCCUUUGAUGUCGACAUGUCGAAGCUACCGUGCGGCAUGAACGGUGCCCUCUAUCUCAGCGAGAUGGAAGCCGACGGCGGACGAUCUCAGCUCAACCCAGGUGGUGCUGCGUAUGGUACAGGAUACUGUGAUGCUCAGUGCUAUGUCACUCCUUGGAUCAACGGUGUAGGAAACGUCAAGGGCCAAGGUGUUUGCUGCAACGAGAUGGAUAUCUGGGAGGCCAAUGCUCGUGCCAACCAGAUCGCACCUCACACGUGCAGUACAGACGGUGUCUUCGGCUGCACUGGCGACGAAUGCGGCAAGGCUGGUCUGUGCGACAAGAAUGGAUGCGGAGAUAACCCGUACAAGCACCGAAACUCACCAGACUACUACGGCCCUGGCCUCAAGGUUGACACCACCAAGCCUUUCACUGUUGUCACCCAGUUCCCAGCCAAGGAUGGCGUUCUCCAGGCCAUCGUGCGAAAGUACGUCCAGGACGGUGUCGUCAUCGAGAACGCCAUGCAGAACAUCACCAUGGACCAGGAGUUCUGCUCUGCUCAGCCUGGCGCUGAGAUGUACACCAAGCUCGGUGGCCACAAGGGUAUGGGCGAUGCAUUGGCCCGCGGUAUGGUUCUCGCGCUGAGCAUCUGGUGGGAUGAGGGCGGUGCCAUGCAAUGGCUCGACGGAUCUGCGAACGGUGCUGGUCCUUGCAACGCAACUGAGGGUUUCCCCGAGGCAAUCCGACAGAUUGAGAAGGCCCCUACAGUCACCUUCAGCCAGAUCAAAUGGGGUGAAAUUGGGUCCACGUUUGCCGAGCAGAACUCUACUGCAUUCCGCUGGAAGGCGUAA